This is a messenger RNA of Entamoeba invadens IP1, 696 nucleotides long. RefSeq lists its product as hypothetical. The transcript has a single exon. Bases 1 to 696 code for a protein of 231 amino acids. The record is from RefSeq and is a predicted model, not a curated record. Lineage: Eukaryota; Evosea; Mastigamoebida; Endamoebidae.
AUGGGAAGCUCAUUAUCACACUUAAUCGAAGUCAGAAACGUUUCUAAAUACUCCAUGAAGUGUUUUGGUGAUAAAAACAAACAGGUACAAGAAAAAAGGUCAAAGAAAACACAAACCAAAACAAAAACAAUUUCACUUGAUCAAAUUACAGAAGAUAUGUUAACAAAAACAAAAGAGCAAGAAAUUAUCAAUUCUCUUUUGAAAGAAACGAAAAGUAAACACAUUGAGAUAAUUUACAAUUCAGAAUUAACCGAGUUUGAUCAAAGAAAUAUCAGAACAAAGAUAAUUGGAGAACAAAAAAUUAUAUUUCUUGUUGUGACCGAUAGAGGUUCGAUUUUUGGAUUCUACCAAAAUGAUUUAGUCGACAAAAUGAAAUGUUGUAAACAAAUUAAAGCAACAUCAGAAGAUUUCUUCUUGUUUGGAAGUCCCUAUGUAUAUCAAACCCUGGAAUUUUACAGAAGAAACAAACAAAUUGAAAACAAAAACACAACUUCAUUUACUUUGUAUGAAGAUAAUAACAAUCUUGUUCUUUCUUGUUAUUCUUCGUUCUGGAUAACGAAGAAUGGACAAAUUGGAUUUAAUUUAUGUGCAAAAGAACACUACAACCUUCCUCAAAUAAAUCAAAAUGUAUUUACUGGCAAGCAAAAAACAGAAACAACAUUAUGUGAGAAGUUACUUAUACUCAAAUGUUUAUAA